Molecule: messenger RNA, 2310 nt
Organism: Paramisgurnus dabryanus
Lineage: Eukaryota; Metazoa; Chordata; Actinopteri; Cypriniformes; Cobitidae
Source: RefSeq, a predicted model, not a curated record
UCAUAUUAAGUCUCUUUAUUGUUUUGUGGAGGUAAAAGUUAAAUUCCAUAACAUAUGAACUACAUACUGCUAAAACUACCCUAAGUAAGCUGGGGUGUGUUUCCCAAAAGCAUCGUUGCUAACCUGUUAGCAACUUAGUUGGUUGGCAAUGGGAAAUUGCAUUGCAACCAACAAAGUUGCUAACUUAGAUAGCAACGAUGCUUUUGGGAAACGUACCCCUGGUUGGCUAGUCUAAGCAGGUUUACGAUUAAAGUAGCUAGUUUAAACUGGUCCUUCCAGCCUGGCAAAGCUGGUCAAGUGAGUGGGUCAGCUGGUCUUCCCUCUUGAUCAGCCAAAAAAUUGACCAAACCCCAUCUAAAACCAGUCUGGGAUAAAGUUUCUGCCUGUUGCUGAUAAAUAUCUGUGGUGUUGUUUCACAUGAAAUGUUCACGUCACUGGAAAACAUAAGUCAUCAAGUGUCCCAAUGCAUUUUAGAGUAAAGCAGGGUCCUUAGUGUAGUGCCUGAACCCGUGUAGAGGACCUGAUUGAGACAUCAUUUCACCCUCUUUAACAGCAAUGUCCAGCUGUGGCGGGUGUUUAGUGGUGAAAACGACACAUUUGGGUUGCACUGCCUUUGAAAUUUGUAAUCUAUAAACAUUUAGAAAGCACAGCUUCUAUAUAUGAAGAGCUCAGAUGCAAACCCCUCUUAAAGCUCUCGUUCUUUCUGUGUUUUUGAGGCUUUGAUUGUGUUUAUAGUGGGCAAUAUAACACGUGUUCAUGUUUCAAAUGAUCUGUGCAUAUAAACACUGAGGGGUGGUUUCCCGGACAGGGAUUAUCUUAAACCAGGAUUAGGCCUUAGUUUAAUUGGGAAAUAUAACUAGUUUUAACAAACAUGCCUUACUAAAACUGAUGUAUUUUAAGAUAUGUUAGUGUAAGUUGUUUUCAGUUCGGACAGCUCUUACAUUUAUUUUAGUCUAGGACUAGUCUAAUCCCUGUCUGGGAAACCACCCCUGAUUGUGCAUCAUCAAUGUGAGACAACUGAAUUCCAUUUAUACAGACAAAUACCAUGUUACUAUAAACUAUGUUACUGUAAAACUGUAAGCUUUCAAAGAUGACACAGAAUAUUGAACUGCAGAGAUCUCAGUAGGAUUCAGACAAAUUUGGGACCUGAAAUUCAGAGGCUUUACACUGCUGCUAAUUUAUUUGAAUGUGGUCUAGAUGUCUCUGGUGGAUUUGGGAAAGAAGCUGUUGGAAGCAGCUCGUGCCGGUCAGGACGACGAGGUCCGGAUACUGAUGGCCAAUGGAGCGCCCUUCACUACUGACUGGCUGGGGACGUCUCCUUUACACCUGUCGGUGCAAUUCGGUCACUUCUCCACCACAGAGGUUCUGCUGCGGGCCGGGGUCAGCAGAGAUGCCCGCACCAAAGUGGACCGAACGCCCCUGCACAUGGCUGCGUCCGAAGGUCACGCUAGCAUCGUGGAGCUGCUGCUGAAGCACGGCGCUGAUGUGAACGCUAAGGACAUGCUGCAGAUGAGCGCUCUGCACUGGGCCGUGGAGCACAGCCACAGAGACGUGGCAGAGAUUCUGCUGCGCUUCGGUGCCGACGUCCACGCGCAGAGUAAAUUCUGUAAGAACGCGCUGGACAUCGCCCUGGACAAAGGCUGUCAUGAGCUCACUGAAAUCCUUCAGGUGGCCAUGAGGAACCAGAUCAACACGAACCCCGACACGAAUCCAGACUCGCUGACCGUUCACACGGCCACGCCGCAGUUCAUCAUCGGUCCCGGAGGCGUGGUCAACCUGGCCGGACUUGUCUCACCUGGAAACGCCAGCAGAUCCGCAGUCGUAGCCGCAGAGGAGUUGAUAACGGCGGACACGGUAGAUGGGGCCAUUCGACAGGUCGUAAGCUCUGGAGGUCAGCAGGUCAUUACCAUAGUAACAGAUGGAAUUCAGCUGGCCAACCUGCAGACUGGUACAGGCAUCAGCCAGCCCAUAAUAGUUACCAUGCCCGAUGGGCAGCAGGUAUUAACGGUGUCGGACACCGAGGUCGCGGAGGAAACGGUCAUCAGCGAUGAGCCGAUUAUUAAACGGCAGCGCGUGAAGGAAGAAGAAGACAAUGAGAUGUCCGAGGCACAUGACGUCCAAAUUCAGCAAACCAUCUCGCUGGACGACUUUCAGGAGAAAGUGUCUUUGCUAAAGCAGCUGGAAGAGGCGAAUCGUGAAGCUCAGAGAUACAGACAGCAGUUCCUGAAGAAAGAGCAAGAGGCUGAAGUUUACAGACAGAAACUGGAGGCCAUAACACGACAGAGUGCAAAGAAAGCACUGUGACACACA